Alligator sinensis (Chinese alligator) is the source of this 7348-nucleotide messenger RNA. RefSeq names its product APC2, WNT signaling pathway regulator (gene APC2). Gene Ontology annotation, biological process: pattern specification process; nervous system development; regulation of cell differentiation. The record is from RefSeq and is a predicted model, not a curated record. Gene Ontology annotation, cellular component: cytoplasmic microtubule; beta-catenin destruction complex; catenin complex. NCBI's taxonomy places the organism in Eukaryota, Metazoa, Chordata, Crocodylia, Alligatoridae. Gene Ontology annotation, molecular function: microtubule binding; beta-catenin binding; gamma-catenin binding.
GCCAGCAUCCCCAGGGCUGCUGCAGGAUGCGGGCUCCAUGGGACUGCUCUGGAUCCUCUCCUUCCUGCACUCCACCUUCUUCGGGGAUGAGGCCCUGGACGAGCUGAAGAUGUCUGGCUCCAUCGCAUCGUACGACCAGCUGGUGCGGCAGGUGGAGGCGCUGAAGAAGGAGAACACGCAUCUGCGCCGGGAGCUGGAGGACAACUCCAACCACCUCUCCAAGCUGGAAAAUGAGACCUCGGACAUGAAGGAAGUCCUGAAGCACCUGCAGGGCAAGCUGGAGCAGGAGGCCCGUGUCAUGGUGUCCUCCGGACAGACGGACGUGCUGGAGCAGCUGAAAGCGCUGCAGAUGGACAUCACCAGCCUCUACAACCUGAAGUUCCAGCCGCCCGCCCUGGCGCCCGAGCCAGCCUGCCCGGGCCACAGCCCCGAGGGCAGCCCCCUGCACGCCGCACCGCUCCAGAAGAAGGACAGCAUGGGGGACCUGAGCCGGGCCACCAUCCGGCUGCUGGAGGAGCUGGACAGGGAGAGCGGGAUCGAGAAGGAGGAGAAGGAGAAGCUGUGGUACUACACCCAGCUGCAGGGCCUCUCCAAGCGCUUGGACGAGCUCCCGCACGUCGAGACGUUCUCCAUGAAGAUGGACCUGAUCCGGCAGCAGCUGCAGUUCGAGGCGCAGCACAUCCGCGCGCUCAUGGAGGAGCGGUUCGGGACCACCGACGAGAUGGUGCAGCGGGCGCAGAUCCGAGCCUCCCGCCUGGCGCAGAUCGACAAGGGGGAAGCAGUCAGCUCCUCCCCGUUGUGUCUGCCCCUGCAGCUGUGCGGGAAGCUGCAAGGCCUGGAGGGGGAUGGCAGCCUGGAUGUCCCGACGCAUCCCGAGGACGGGGCGAGCCACGCGGGCAGCAGUAAGCAGGUGGAAGUGGUCUUCUGGCUCCUGUCCAUGCUGGCGACGCGGGACAAGGACGACAUGUCGCGCACGCUGCUGGCCAUGUCCAGCUCGCAGGAGAGCUGUCUGGCCAUGCGCAAGUCGGGCUGCCUCCUGCUGCUCCUCCAAAUCCUCCACGACGCGGCACGGGACCCGGGCGCGCCCCAGAGCCCCGGUGGGAGUGGGGGCAAGGAUGCCCGUAUGCGCGCCAACGCCGCCCUGCACAACAUCGUCUUCUCGCAGCCCGACGAGGGCCAGGCCAAGCGGGAGAUGCGGGUGCUGCACGUGCUGGAGCAGAUCCGCUCCUACUCGGAGACCUGCUGGGACUGGCUGCAGAUGCAGAGCAAGGACGGGGGCAAGGACCCCGAGGGCAGCGCGGCCCCCGUGCCCAUCGAGCCGCAGAUCUGCCAGGCCACCUGCGCCGUCAUGAAGCUGUCCUUCGACGAGGAGUACCGGCGAGCCAUGAACGAGCUGGGUGGGCUGCAGGCCGUCGCCGAGCUGCUGCAGGUGGACUACGAGAUGCACAAGAUGACAAGCGACCCCCUCAACCUGGCGCUGCGGCGAUACGCGGGCAUGGCGCUCACCAACCUCACCUUCGGGGAUGUGGUGAACAAGGCAACGCUGUGCUCCCGCCGAGGCUGCAUGCAGGCCAUCGUGGCCCAGCUGGCAUCGGAGAGCGAGGAGCUGCACCAGGUGGUGUCCAGCAUCCUGAGGAAUCUCUCGUGGCGGGCCGACAUCAACAGCAAGAAGAUCCUCCGGGAGGUGGGCAGCGUGACCGGGCUCAUGCAGUGCGCCUUGCGUGCCACCAAGGAGUCCACGCUGAAGAGCGUGCUCAGCGCCCUGUGGAACCUGUCGGCCCACAGCACGGAGAACAAGGCAGCCAUCUGCUUGGUGGAGGGGGCGCUGGGCUUCCUCGUCAGCACCCUCACCUACAAGUGCCAGAGCAACUCGCUGGCCAUCAUCGAGAGCGGGGGCGGCAUCCUGCGCAACGUGUCCAGCCUCGUGGCCACGCGGGAGGACUACAGGCAAGUGCUGCGGGAUCACAACUGCCUGCAGACGCUGCUGCAGCACCUGAAGUCGCACAGCCUGACCAUCGUGAGCAACGCCUGCGGCACCCUCUGGAACCUGUCCGCCCGCAGCCCCAAGGACCAGGAGCUGCUGUGGGACCUGGGCGCCGUGAGCAUGCUGCGCAACCUCAUCCACUCCAAGCACAAGAUGAUCGCCAUGGGCAGCGCCGCCGCGCUGCGCAACCUGCUCACCCACCGGCCCCCCAAGUACAAGGACGCCACCGUCAUCUCCCCGGGCUCCUGCAUGCCCUCCCUCUACGUGCGCAAGCAGAAGGCGCUGGAGGCUGAGCUGGAUGCCAAGCACUUGGCCGAGACCUUCGACAGCAUGGAGAAGCAGAGCCUCAAGGGCCAGAGCGUGAAGAAGCCGCUGAGGCACAUGGAGAGCCUGGUGAAGGACUACGCCUCCGACUCCGGCUGCUUCGACGACGACGAGGUGCCCAACGUCUCCACCGGCGUGGACACGGGCAAUGCCUCCGUCCUCUCCAUGUUCCUCAACUCCUCCUUCCUCCAGGGACAGGCCCUGCCCCGGGCCGUCACCCAGAGGAGGGGUCCGGAGCCAGAGAAGGAUGACAGCGGCAAGCCGGCCGAGCCCAAGAAGCCCCCGGCGCCCACCGACGACGUCUCGCUGGCCGCCGAGAAGCUGGCCAACAAGAUCUCCACCACGGUGGCCAAGAUCGACAAGCUGGUGGAGGACAUCUCCACCCUGCACACGUCCUCGGACGACAGCUUCAGCCUCAGCUCCGAGGACCACGGUCUGGACUGGCAGUACGGCUCCGACGAGGUGCACGAGGCCCGGGCCCAGUCCUGCUCCCCGUGCCGCCUCUCGGACGCCGGCAGCUUCGCCAAGCGCGAGAGCCUGAGCCGGGCGCGCACGCUGCUGCGGCUGAAGACGGCCUACACCAGCCUGUCCACCGUCAGCCUCAACAGCGGCAGCACCAGCGACGGCUACUGCACCAAGGAGCACAUGAAGCCUUGCACCCGCGCCUCCUUCCUGGGCUACAAGGAGGAGCUGCAGCGGUACCAGAAGAGGCCCAGCCGCCUGGACCUGAAGAACAUCCUCUCCAGCCGGCCCGAAAAGAUGGAGCCGCCUGCCAUGAAGGCCAAGGAGCCGGCCGAGCCGGAGAAGCCGGAGACGAGAGACCUGCACGAACGGGCCAAGAAAACCGUCACCUUCCCCGGCCCGGGCAUCCAGGGCAAGGAGCCCGAGGGCACGCAGGAGGCCGGGUCCCAGCUCAGUGCCGACCCGCAGGUCCACACCAUCAAGCUGUCCCCGUCCUACCAGCACGUGCCGCUCCUGGAGAGCCUGGCCAAGACCUCCAGCAGCAGCGGGGGGCUCCCGGGGACCUCCUACCCCCCGACUCUCCCAGGCAGGAAGCAAGCCUGGCUGCCCCCCGGGCUUCUGCAGACCUCCGAGAGCCUGAGCAAGAUCCCGGAGAAGCUGGCGGCCCCGGCCCCGGCCGCGCAGGAGUCGGUGCAGAAGUACUCGGUGGAAGACACCCCCAUCUGCUUCUCCCGCUGCAGCUCCCUGUCGUCCCUCUCGUCCGCCGACAACGUGCUGGACGGGCAGAGCCACAGCGAGAACGAGAUCGACAGCGACUCCUCCCUGGAGAUCAUCGAGGUGGACGAGGGCGCCGCGUCGGCCGAGGAGGCCGAGGGGAGGCGGGAGAAGGAGGUGGUGGUGGAGCCGGCUACGCCCGUGGGCAUCUCCCAGCCCAUCGCCAUCCCCUUCGCGAAGCGGGACAAGGUCUUCCUGCGGGAGUUGUCCCCGUCCCGCCCGGAGGACCUCACCCCCUCCAGCUCCUCGGAGAACUACAUCCAGGAGACGCCGCUGGUGAUGAGCCGCUGCAGCUCCGUCAGCUCCCUGGGCAGCUUCGAAAGCCCGUCCAUCGCCAGCUCCAUCCAGAGCGACCCUUGCAGCGAGAUGAUCAGCAGGACCGUCAGCCCCAGCGAGCUGCCCGACAGCCCCGGCCAGACCAUGCCCCCCAGCCGCAGCAAGACGCCCCUCUUCGAACUGGGCGCGCCCCCCGAGAAGGAGCCCAGCCAGUUCAACAUCCAGUGGGAGAACAACGUCAAGAAGUUCAUGGACAUCACCGACUUCAAGGAGCGGUUCCAGCUGCCCCAGGACCUGGACUCCAUGGUCUACUUCACGGUGGAGAAACCCAACGAGAACUUCUCCUGCGCGUCCAGCCUCAGCGCCCUGCCCCUCCACGAGCACUACGUCCAGAAGGACGUGGAGCUGAAGCUCCUGCCCCCCUUCCCCGAGAAGAACGGCCUGAACUUCGUGGCGCACGAGAAGCGGGAAGACCGGCGGGAGGAGCGGCGCCGACCGGAGCACACCUCCGACGACGACAUCGAGAUCCUCAAGGAGUGCAUCAACUCGGCCAUGCCCUCCCGCUUCCGCAAGGUCAAGACCUCCCUCGUCUCAGGCCUGCCCGCCCAGGCCAAGAAGGCCGUGCACGUCCCGGUGUACAUGCUGGUGCCCACCCACCCGGCCCUGGGCGUCCCCCGGCCGCUGCGCUCUGCCCCCCGCGAGCUCUUCAAGGACGACGACUCCUUCACCGACUCCGCCGAGGGCACGCCGGUUAACUUCUCCAGCGCCGCCUCGCUGAGCGACGAGACCCUGCGCUACCCCCUCAAGGAGGAGCCCGACCUCCCGCGUGGCCCGGGGAGGCGGCCGGAGAGGAAGGAGGCCGUGCCGCCGGUGCCGGGACGCAAGGCGAUGGAGCCGCCCCACGAGCCGGGGAGCUCGGGCGCCCUCGCGGGCCAGAAGGCGUCUUCCAGCCACUCCACGCCCACCAAGACGGGCGCGGGCUACAAGCCGAAGGCCGGCUCCAGCCGGGCCAGCCCCGUUCCCGCAGCCACCGAGGGGAGGAGGGGGCCAGUGCCCUUGAAGAACGGGCCCGGCCUGGAGCUCAACAUUGUCCGGCCCAGGAAGGAGCCCCAGGCCGACGGCGCCCCGGGGAGCCUGGCUUUCCAGUCCCUGUGCCACACGACGCCCACCGAGGAGGCCGUCUACUGCUUCUACGAGAACGACUCCGACGGCCCGGUGCCGCGGGGGCCGGCUCCGAGGAAGGACCGCUGGGGCGGCGCGGCCCCCAGGAAGGAGCUGGAGCCGAGCGCCCGGCAGCUGCUCCAGGCCAAGACCAAGCUGGCAGCCAAGCUGCAGAACAACCUCAUCGUGGACGAGACGCCGCCGUGCUACUCCCUCAGCUCCUCGCUCAGCUCCCUGAGCGACGUGGACCUCUACGAGGAGCGCGCGCCGGCCCACGGCAAAGCCGGGCGGGCGCUGGCCCUCAGCCGGGCGCCGGAGAGAGACCGGGACAGCUCCCCCAGCUCCCUCAGCGUCAACUCGGACGACGACCUGCUGCAGAAGUGCAUCGGCUCGGCCAUGCCCAAGCGCCGGCGCCACUUGGCCCGGCGCAGGAACGCGGAGCGGAAGCAGAAGCUCAAAGGCGCCAACCCGCAGAGCGGUGCCGGUGGCAAGGAGUGGAAGCCGGAGCCGCGGCAGGACGAACCCACCUCGGACCGGGGCUCGGACCUGGACAGCGUGGAGUGGAAAGCCAUCCAGGAAGGCGCCAACUCCAUCGUCACCUGGCUGCACCAGGCGGCCGCCUCGCUGUCCCGGGAGCCGUCCUCGGAGUCCGACUCCAUCCUCUCCUUCGUGUCGGGGCUGUCGGUCGGCUCCACCCUGCAGCUCUCCUUGGACAGGCAGGACAAGCAGCGGGCGGCGAGCGGAGGGCGCCUGGAGGCAGAGAAGAGAGAGCACGGCAGGGCCUCCCAGGCGGGCAGGAAGGUGGCUGACGCCCGGGCCGCCGCGGGCAGGAAAAGCCUGGGGCCGCAGAAGUCCAUGCCCAACCUGCCGGUGGUCUUCCGGGGCCGCACGGUCAUCUACAUGCCCAAGCCGGCCAAGGACGUGGCCAGCCCCCGUGCCACGCCGAAGAAAACGGGCGCCUCCAAGCCCGAAGCUCCCGGCAAGGCCCUGAGCCUGAGCCAGCAGCGGUCGCGGAGCCUGCACCGGCUGGGGAAGACCUCGGAGAUGCCGGAGCUGAGCUUGCCCAAGCGCAGCGCCACCCCCCCGGCCAGGAUCGGCAAGGCCCCCUCCUCCGGCUCGUCCCGCACCUCCACCCCGUCCCAGCCCUCCCAGAAGAAGCUGGGGUCUCCCUCCCAGCUCGCCAAGCAGCUGCCCUCUCCGGGGGGGAAAGCCGGCGGCAUCUCUCCGCCGGGCCCCCCCGCCAGAGCGCCGCCCCAGAAGCCCCCGGGCAGCAAGCAGCACAAGACCCAGAAGUCGCCCGUCCGCAUCCCCUUCAUGCAGAAGCCGGCCAGGAAGCCGCUGUCGAGCCGCAGCCCCCUGCCGGCGGGCAGCGAGUCGGCCCGCUCGGGCUUCCUGCGGCAGCUGACCUUCAUCAAGGAGUCGUCCAGCCUCGUCCUGCGGCACCGCGCCGAGCUGUCGUCCUCCGAGUCCGUGUCCUCGCUGUCCCAGAGCGCCUCGCCCAAGAGGAGCCGGGCCGGGCUGCCGGCCGUCUUCCUCUGCUCCUCCAGGUGCGACGAGCUCAAGGCGGCCAAGCCGGCGGGGCCCAACCCACGCCCGGCCGUGCCCCGGACCCCGGCCAACGGCAAAGCGGCCCCUGGCAUGAGGCCGCCAAGGAGAACCAGCUCCGAGAGCCCCUCCAGGCUGCCCGUGAAGGCCGGCGCCCGCCCGCCCGAGCCCUUCAAGCGCUACUCGUCAUCCCCCAACAUCAGCCUCAUCAAGAGGACCGGCAGCCCCUCCGCCGUCCCGUCCCCUUGCUCCGAGGCAUUGGCCCAGAGGAGGAAGAACGAAGAGGCCCCCGCGCUGCCCUCCAGGAGCCCAGCAGGGAGCCCGGGGCAGCCGGACAAGCAGAAGAUGAUGAUGAUGAAAGGCACCUGGCGAAGGAUCCGGGAUGAAGACAUCCCGCACAUUCUCAAAAGCACCCUCCCCUCCUCGGCCCUGCCGCUGGUCAACACCGUGGAGGCCGCCCCGGGCUCCCAGCCCCCCGCCCAGCGGAAAACCAGCGACGCCGUGGUGCAGACCGAGGACUUCUCCACCACCAAGACCAACUCCAGCACGUCCCCCACCCUCGAGACCCGUGAGAUGCCCAAGAGCUGCGACGCGGAGGGGCUGGCUCCUGGCAAAGGCGCCGUGCCCAUCUCCUUCAGCCACGAGGCGCCAGCCGGCUCCGUCGGGCACUUCCCCUCCAGCAGGCACAGCUCCCCGAGCCGGGCCGCCCGGGUGACUCCCUUCAACUACAUCCCCAGCCCCAUGGUGGUGCCGACCGUGAGCGACAAAUCCGUGGAGAAAAUUCAGGCUUGAGCCGCCGCCAGAAAUGCAACCUCUGCCUUG